UCUAGUACUGGCCUCUGACAGAAGAUAGGAUACUGAACUAAAUGGACCUUUGGUCUGACCCAGCAUGGCCAUUCUUAUGUUAUUAAAUCCUUUCCACCAACCACGUCACACCACAGACAGGCUUACACAGGAGCUGAUCCCUACAACAAACCCUGUUGCCAACUCUUUCCACAUAUUUAUUUUAAGCUACAGUAUACAGGACCUAACCAAAUAAGCCCCCUUAUCGGGGGCUCAUACAGUUGCAUAUCCUUUUGUGAUAUAUGCCAGCAAUAUCCCUCUGCCAUAUAUAUUGUAAAAACUAUAGAGUCUCUAGAACAAAGGAUAAAUAGACACAAAUCAGAUAUCAGGAAUGGUAACACACAUAAACCUGUAGAAUAACAUUUUAACCUGCCUAGUCAUUGAGCCAUGGAUUUAAAAGUAGCCAUUCUUCUACAAUGGAGUUGCACUAACCAAUUACAGAGAGAGUCAGCAGAACUGGAGUUCAUCUGUAGAUUUCACACCAUUGUGCUGGUCUUGAACAAAAACAUUAACAGGGUGGUGCAUUACAAAGCUAAUUUCUCCUACAUUUCCACAUUAAAAAAUCUGUAUGGGCCACAUCCAGCCCACUUAAAUAGCCUCAUUUACACAGGUCCUUACAGUUGACAGACUUCUGUUGUUACAUAUAUGUCUUGAUUUCUGUUGUUUCCACUCCAGCUUACCUGAUGUCAGUUUUACCCACAAAAGCUCACGAUUUUAUAUAUUUUGAUUAAUCUCUAAGGUGUCACAGGACUACUUGUUUUUAAAGAAGCGAAAGGAAAAGGAAGCAAAAGGAAGAUUAUAAUACUCAGAACAAUUUAGGGACGUAGUAGAUUCUCCAUUGCAUGCAAUGUUAAAUCAGUACUCUGUCUUUCUAAAAGGAGAUCCUGUAGCUCUAACAGAAGUUAUGGAGCAAGGAUGCCCAGUAAGAAAGUUAACUGGUUAAAUUAUAUAAUUUAACUGUGGAGGGAUGGUGGGCUCCAGUGGCUGGGGUCUUAUGGCCAGCCAGUCACAGGCAGUGGGGCUGAUCCAGCUCACCAGUUAUCUGGUAAGCAUGCUGGUAAGUUUAAUGCUUACUGGGUAACUGUUUAACCUUUUAUAUCCCUAUCACAGACUGGAUAUUGAAUUUAUUGGUUGAGAUUUUGGCCUCAGUUUGUCAUCCUGUAUAACAAAGUGAUCCUAAUGGUCCUGCUGACCUUAAAAUUUACAACUAACAUAAUAAAAUAUGCAUAAAUAAAUAAGCAUUAAAGUUUGUGUAUAUAGGUUGUUUUUAAUUCAAAACCUUAUUAAUGCCACCAUCCUUUCUUCCCCCCAACUUAUUAGUUUGAUAGAUACCUAUUUUUAUCAUGUUGGACUUGUACACAGCAGACUAUUUUUACUUGGUUUUGUAAGACAUUAAUUAGUAUUUUAAAAAUGACUUAUUUACAUUUUUCUCUUAUACGCAGGCAUAUUUUGUGUAAUAUAAAGAGUAUAAGAAAGGUGGUAUCAGAAACAACUUGAGUGGUGAGCUUUGGCAGGAAGUACAAUUCUUCACGUUAACUCAAACCAACAUACAAACAAUUGUUAAAAUUAGUAUUGGAAAAAUAUUUAAUGAGAAGUAGUGGCUUUAUCGUUUUGAACAAAACACUGAGGAAAAUGUUUCUUUUGUAACAUUUUACCUUAGUAAGGUCACUUUUGCUAAUUUAAAUGCUUUUCAGUUUUUCUGAUAGAUGCAAAAGACUGUGUGAUUUUACAGUAAGUUUUUACAGUAUCAUCCUCUUGCCAGACAAUUUGAAAUUGUUUGCAGAAUUGUUGCUGUGUUGGGUCCUAGGAUAUUAUACUAACAAAGUGGGCGAGGUAAUACCUUUUUAUUGGACCAAAUUCUGUUGAUGAGGGAGACAAGCUUUCGAUCUUACACAGAGCUCUGUGUGUCCCAAACCUGAAGAAGAGAUCUGUGUAUGUUUGAAAGCUUGUUUCACUCACCAAUAGAAGCUGGUCCAAUAAAAAGUUGGUCAUUUCAGAUAUAUUUUCUCUGUCUCUCUAAAUAUAGAGAAAAGUUUUUCCUGACGGGCAACAGAAUGAUGUCAUCAUACUCUUGUGCUCUCUGGCUGUGAAAGCCACUAGAGAAAGAGUGGUUGGUGAGUGUAGUGAGCACUGGGUGCAGCCCGCUAUUAAAACAAAAAGUUACUUACUGCAGUUUUAGCCAAAUUCAAUGAUUUUAGUAGAGAGGAACAAGUGGUUUUUUUUUUGUUUGUUUGUUUUUAAAUACACGUUUUUCUGUUUUAAUCUGAGACCCACUUCAUGCAAAGUUAAUAUCAGUCAUAACGUUUAGCUUGUACAUUUGAAACAGAUAUUUACAGUGUGUAAUAAUAAAAAGGCUUUUUUUUGUAGUGUUCUUCGUUUUCAUUAAAAAUGCAGUGAAAGGUGGAAGAACGGUGGGGAACAAACUCCAGUGUGUUGAUGUGAUGGCAAGCUACAUGACUUGACCCAAGAGUGGCUGACUUUGUGGUUCCAACAGUGCUGAAAUUCUUGAGAACCAACAGCAGUGAAUGUUUUCACUCUUGCUUUAGAGUGAAUACUAAAACUACCAACCAGCCUUUCUUGAAAUUUUUGUGGCCGAAUCCUUGGUGGAGGUUACAUAGAUACAUGUUUUCAUGAAGAGAAGUGAGAAGCCAGAAGGAUAUAGACAAAUGAGGCCUAAGACUUUUCCUGCUAGUAACUACACUGGCAGCAGCCGGCAAAUGUUACAAGAAAUACGGGAGAGCCUUAGGAAUUUGCCUAAGCCCUCCGAUGCUGCUAAGGCUGAGCACAAUAUGGGUAAAAUGUCAGCUGAAGAUCCCAGACAAGGCCGUAAUCCCCCCAAAUUUGUAACAUACCAUAAAGCUUUGCAAGAAAUUCGAAACUCUCUGCAGCCUUUUGCAAAUGAAACCAGCUCCUCAGCAAGGGGAACGUCAGAAAUCAAUCGACAAAUGCUGCAAGACUUACAAGCUGCUGGAUUUGAUGAGGAUAUGGUUGUACGAGCUCUUAGGCAAACUAACAGCCGUAGUAUAGAAGCAGCAAUUGAAUUCAUUAGUAAAAUGAGCUACCAAGAUGCUCGUCGGGAGCAGAUGGCUGCAGCAGCAGCCAGACCUAUUAAUUCAGGUAUGAAACCACCAGCAGGUGGUGUGCAGCAAUCAGUUAACCGCAAACAGAGCUGGAAAGGUUCUAAAGAGUCCUUGAUACCUCAGAGACAUGGCCCUCCAUUGGGAGAUAGUGUAGUUUAUCGUUCAGAAAGUCCUAGUUCUCAGUCAGAUGUAGGAAGGCCUUUAUCUGGCUCUGGAUUAGCAGCGUUUUCUCAGGCUCAUCCUGGCAAUGGACAAAGAGUGAAUCCACCACCUCCACCACAAGUAAGAAGUGUUACUCCCCCUCCUCCACCUCCAAGAGGGCAGACUCCUCCGCCAAGAGGAACAACGCCUCCACCUCCUUCUUGGGAACCAAAUGCUCAAACAAAACGUUAUUCUGGAAGCAUGGAAUAUAUGAUCUCUCGCAUUUCUCCAGUACCACCAGGAGCAUGGCAGGAUGGCUAUCCUCCCCCACCAAUGAAUCCAUCACCCAUAAGUUCUUCUACACAGGGACAAAGAAGCAUUAAUUCUGUUCCACUUGGCAGGCAACCAAUAAUCAUGCAGAGUUCUACCAAUAGCAAGUUUAGUUUUCCAUCAGGAAGAGCUGGAAUACAAAAUGGCAACUGUCAGGCUGAUUUCAUGGUUCAUCAAAACGUUGUAUCUGGGAACUCGGUCAAUCGUCAGCCACCCCCUCCAUACCCUAUAUCCCCAACUAACAGGCAAAGUCCUACAGCUUUGCAGAUGCAAGCAGGAGGAGCUAUUCCCCCUUCAGGAUACACUAAUGGAAACAUUCCUCAGUCCAUGAUGGUGCCAAAUAGAAACAGCCACAACAUGGAACUUUAUAACAUAAAUCUACCUGGCAUGCCAAUGUCCUGGUCACAGUCUUCUGCUGCUCCACCCCAAUCACCACCUGGCAGUGGACAUGAAAUUACUACAUGGCAACCCAAUAUUCCAGUAAGAUCAAAUUCUUUCAAUAACGCUCAUGGGAAUAGACAGAGUCACUCUAGCAGUUCUCAGCCUUCAGCCACCACAGUGACAGCUAUAACUCCAGCUCCCAUUCAGCAACCAGUAAAAAGUAUGCGAGUAUUAAAGCCAGAGGUGCAGACUGCCUUAGCACCAACUCACCCUUCUUGGAUGCCACAGCCAAUGCAAGCUGUCCAACCAGUCUCCUUUUCUGAGAAUCCAUCUAACAAUGUGGCAAUUAUGCCUGUUGCAGAAGCUCCAAAUUACCAGGGUCCUCCACCUCCUUACCCAAAACACUUGCUACAUCAGAAUCCAUCCAUCAGUCCAUAUGAGACAGGAACCAAACCUAGCAAAGAAGAUCAGCCUAGUUUAACUAAAGAAGAAGAGAUUGAAAAGAAUAAUGAAUGUGGUGAUGGGACAGAUAAAGAAAAAAAACAAAUAACAACCUCUCCUGUUCCUGUCAGGAAAAAUAAGAGAGAUGAAGAGCGAAGGGAGUCUCGCAUUCAAAGCUAUUCUCCUCAGGCCUUUAAAUUCUUCAUGGAGCAACAUGUGGAAAACAUACUCAAAUCUCAUCAGCAACGGUUGCAUCGUAAGAAACAACUAGAGAAUGAAAUGAUGCGGGUUGGAUUGUCCCAAGAUGCCCAGGAUCAAAUGAGAAAAAUGCUGUGCCAGAAGGAGUCUAACUACAUUCGUCUCAAAAGGGCUAAAAUGGACAAAUCAAUGUUUAUAAAAAUUAAGACUCUUGGGAUUGGGGCAUUUGGAGAGGUUUGCUUAGCAAGGAAAGUGGACACUAAUGCUUUAUAUGCAACAAAAACCCUGCGGAAGAAAGAUGUGCUGCUUCGGAACCAAGUUGCCCAUGUUAAAGCUGAGCGGGAUAUCCUUGCAGAGGCUGACAAUGAGUGGGUUGUUCGCCUGUAUUAUUCAUUCCAAGAUAAGGACAAUUUGUACUUUGUAAUGGAUUAUAUUCCAGGAGGUGAUAUGAUGAGCCUGUUAAUUAGAAUGGGUGUCUUCCCAGAAAAUCUGGCACGAUUCUAUAUAGCAGAGCUGACCUGCGCAGUUGAAAGCGUUCACAAGAUGGGUUUCAUUCACAGAGACAUUAAACCUGAUAACAUUUUGAUUGAUCGCGAUGGCCAUAUUAAAUUGACUGACUUCGGACUUUGUACAGGUUUUCGAUGGACUCAUGAUUCGAAAUACUAUCAAAGUGGUGACCAUUCACGUCAAGACAGCAUGGAUUUCAGUAAUGAAUGGGGUGAUCCAGCAAACUGCAGAUGUGGAGACAGGCUUAAGCCACUUGAGCGUAGAGCAGCACGUCAGCAUCAACGCUGUCUGGCACAUUCACUUGUUGGCACGCCUAACUAUAUUGCACCAGAAGUACUGUUACGAACAGGAUAUACCCAACUGUGUGAUUGGUGGAGUGUUGGAGUAAUUCUUUUUGAAAUGUUGGUGGGGCAGCCUCCCUUCCUGGCGCAAACACCACUGGAAACCCAAAUGAAGGUUAUCAAUUGGCAAACAACUCUUCACAUCCCGCCUCAAGCUAAACUGUCUCCAGAGGCCUCUGACCUUAUUAUCAAACUCUGUCGAGGGCCAGAAGACCGUUUAGGCAAGAAUGGUACAGAUGAAAUAAAAGCUCAUCCAUUUUUUAAAGCUAUUGAUUUUUCAAGUGAUCUACGACAGCAGGCUGCUUCAUAUAUUCCUAAAAUUACACAUCCUACAGAUACAUCCAAUUUUGACCCAGUUGAUCCAGAUAAAUUGUGGAGCGAUGAUAAGGAAGGGAAUGUAAAUGACACACUUAAUGGGUGGUACAAGAAUGGGAAACAUCCUGAACAUGCUUUUUAUGAGUUCACAUUUCGAAGGUUUUUUGAUGACAAUGGCUACCCUUACAACUAUCCAAAACCCAUUGAAUAUGAAUAUAAUAAUCCACAAAACCUGGAGCAGGAAUCAGAUGACGAUGAGGAGCAGGCAGGCAAAGGGAUUCAAAAUCGUGAUCUAGUUUAUGUUUAGUAGAGAAGUUGAAGUAGUUCAACCGUGUGUUUUGAUGUUGGGAUUUUUUUUAAAAUCUCUUGUUAUAAAAGAAAUAACAUAAGAUUGCUUAGGUAAAUAUAUGCACACUUUAUUAAAAAUUAUCAUUAUCUCAGAGUUCUGUAUCUUUGCUUUCUGUACAUUUUGUUUCCCCAAAAUGAAGGGAAAAUCUUUUAAAAUGUUAACUUAUUCCAGCAUUAUUAAUCAUUAAUUUAGAAAGGAAUUGAUGUUAGGAAGAACUGUGGUUUAUGAUGAUUUCUUCGUACUUUAAGUACUCAAUAUAGGAAAUAGUGAAUUCUUAAAAGGAAAUGCCUGUUAUCUAUUUGUAAAUAGGUUAAGUAAUUUAAAAAUAAAAAUCUUUUUCAGAAUUUGUGAAUGAUAGUUCUGCCUUGCUUUGACCAAAUAUAAAUCUUAUCGUACACUUACAAAAGUAUCUGAUACCUCUCUGAUACAAGCUGCUGUAUUGUGGCUUUUCACAAUAUCACGCUUGAUUGUUAGCAAAAUUAAGCCUGUCUGAUAGGUAAUUCCCAGUCAGUAUGGUAACUGCACAGUUCACAGCUUUGAAACUAGGAAGCAUCAGUCUCUCUGUAAUGUGACUAUAAAUGGUUUGAAAAAAGCUUAGCGUUUUUAUUUAUAUUUAACUUAUAUUGAAAGUAUAAUUAGAUUUAGAGCACUGUGAUACCUAAAACCAGUAAUAGUAUUUACUUAUUAGCAAUUAGCUCUCUCCCUGUUAGUCUGUCUUGCAGAUGGGGGAGGAAUAACCCUUUAGAAAAAAAUAGCCUGAAAUCUGACUGAAGCCAAACUGUAAAGUCUUAAAUUGCUCCAAUCAGAAAAUGUAUAGCUUGAAAAUUGUUUUGAAAAUAGACAUUUUUAAGGUCAAUGCCUCUUGUUUACUACAGUCAUCUAGGCCAUUGUACUGGAAUUCUUGCUCCCUGAGCAUCUUGAAACCAUGCUCAGAGCUGAUAUCACAACAGUGUAAGGAGUAUGUGCAGUACCACUAUGGUGCUAUCAUGAUAAAUGAUUUUAAAAUAAUUUUAAGAAAAGAAACCUGGUUUUUAUGAAUAUUUGCUUAUAUUUCUAUUCUGAAGCACCUAUCAUGAUGAAAGUAUAUUUAUAUAAACUAUGCAUUACUUUUAAUAAAACUAUUUUUCUAUAGUCUGAA
This is a messenger RNA of Pelodiscus sinensis (Chinese soft-shelled turtle), 7239 nucleotides long. The record is from RefSeq and is a predicted model, not a curated record. Lineage: Eukaryota; Metazoa; Chordata; Testudines; Trionychidae.